AUGAGACGAUUCUUCGGACGCAAAGAAGAGCCAAGGCGCAACUCAGAUGAUGACCACAAAAAGAUGCAAUACUAUUCUCCGCGAGGCAUCAUCCCCAUCAAGGUCGUGGAACAGCAGACGCAAGAAGUUGUUUUCGAUCCGACACAGGUCUCUCGUAACACGAAAGACUAUCCUCAUGCUUAUGAGGAUGUAAACCUGGAGGGAAAGACUUUUCAGGAGUGGGAACGCAGGCAUGACGAAGAGAAAGUCCGUCUCUACGAAAUGCCAGUCAACACGCGCAUGAACUUGGAAAAGAGACCGGCAACGUUCAAGCAGGUCCAAAGACGCGAGCUUGAAAUUCGUCCCAACGAUAGGAAGGAUGCUGUUCGAAAAGAGCUCAACGACCCAGGUGUUUUUCGGGGUGUCAUUACCGGCAAUGUUGAAACAGGUCAGGUCUACGGUGUUCAGGGCGUGAUAUAUCAUCCAGAACAAAACCCUCGUGGUUUCAGACGAUCUCCCAUCGAGCCAUUGGAUCGGGAGGGCAGGCAGUUCUUGCGUCGCUUCGAGGAUGAUGCUGCUGAUCCUAAUCGUGUGACCACCUGGCCUCCUCGGGAUGAGGAUGCCAGUGACCUUCAGGCAUAUGAGGAUCGGUACAAGCAGGUUAGGAAGACUCGUCCGCCUCAGCAGCAGAAGUCCAAGCAAAAGGCACCCAACGCAAAUUGA
Molecule: messenger RNA, 702 nt
Organism: Fusarium fujikuroi IMI 58289
Lineage: Eukaryota; Fungi; Ascomycota; Sordariomycetes; Hypocreales; Nectriaceae
Exons: 2
Coding region: 1-702 (233 amino acids)
Source: RefSeq, a predicted model, not a curated record